UUUUAUAAAUUUAUUGCUAUUACAACAUUCUCUACUCAAAUGCCUUCUCCAAUUCAUGUGUUCCACUCUCUUUUACUGGCCAACCCAAUCUGCUUCUACAAAAAUUUCAAUACUAAUAACAACAAAACCCACCAUGCUUCCUAUGCUCUUAAUCUCCCUGAGAAAAACAACAUUACUGGAUUACCUAUCAAAGAAAACCAGACCCAAUUUGGCCUCAAACUUCUUGUUGAUGAAAUCAAAGGCUUACCCUUUAAAGACAAAGACGAAAUCAUCAGUAGGCGGAAGCUAAAUGGUGACUUGGGAACCAUUUUUGAGUUCAAUGAGCUGCUUCUGGCUCUGGUAACUGCCGAGGAGCCUCACCUUGCCUUGAAGCUGUUUGAUGAAAUGUCUUCUUAUGGUUUAGAGGCAGAUGCUUGGACAUUUUCCAUAGUUAUUAGGUGUUACUGUGAGAAUAAGAAUCUGGAUGAGGCAGAGAGAGUUUUAAGGUAUAUGGUGGACAAUGGGUUUCUUCCAAAUUUUUCUGCCAUAAAUAUUCUGAUGAAUUCAUUAUGCAAAAAGGGAAAGUUGCAGAGAGCUUUCGGGGUUUUGGAUUUGAUGGGUGGAAUUGGUUUCAAGCCAACUGUUCAAAUAUAUAAUUGCUUGUUGAAGGGGUUGUGUUAUGUGGGUAGAGUAGAGGAAGCGUUUGACAUGUUGAUGAGAAUGAAGAAAGACUCCAUUGUUGAAGUUGACAUGUAUUCAUACACAGCUGUUAUGGAUGGAUUUUGCAAAGUCGGUCGAUCAGAUGAGGCAAUGGAGUUGCUUAAUGAAGCUUUGGGGAGGAGUUUAUCACCAAAUGUGGUCACCUUCAACACUCUCUUUAAUGGGUUCUGCGUAGAAGGAAGGCCAUUGGAGGGGAUCAAGAUUUUGAAGCUGAUGAGAGAGAGAAAUUGUGAGCCUGAUUCUAUCAGUUACAGUACUUUGUUACAUGGGUUAUUGAAAUGGCGCAAAACUAAGACUGCUUUAAGAAUAUUUAACGAAUUGGUGGGGAUUGGACUGAAAGUCGACAAGAAGAUGAUGAACUCUCUGUUAAGAGGAUUGUGUAGAAGAUAUUGUAGGGGAAGAAAAGAAGACUUGUUCCAAGAUGCCUACCAAGUGUUUGGGAAAAUGAAAAAUGAUGACCAUGGCGAUGGUUCUGUGUUCGAACCUAGUACAUAUGAUCUAAUGAUCCAAACUUUGUGUAUAGGGAAGAAAAUUGACGAAGCCAGUGUCAAUUUACAGACUAUGAUUCAAAUGGGAUUUUCACCGCAGAUUAUCACGUUGAACGGCGUAAUUCAAGCGCUUUGUGUUGAGGGAAAGGUGAACGAGGCAUUAUUUGUUUUGGUUCUACUGAAUGAAGAUGGCAUAGUUCCUAGUAGAGGAAGUUAUAACCUUUUGAUUGAUGGCCUAAACAAACAUGGGCACUCGUUGGGUGCCUGUAAUGUGUAUGGGGCUGCGUUGAAGCAAGGUUUGAUUCCUGCCAAGAAACCACACCAGUGAAAAAGUGUUGUUCAUUCGCAUCUCCUCGUAAGUGUAACAAUUUUCAUUACACAUUUCUGAAGUGGGUUAUUUCAGUAUUUGAAUUUAAACAAAAUUUUGUGUAGACACUUGCUUCUUGUAUUAUUAGUCCUAUAGCAAUUGUUGAUUGUGGAACAGUAAAUUAAUGAUGUACAAUGCUUACUUAAUGAAACUUGGGUUCACAAAUACAAGGGCCAUA
Messenger RNA from Humulus lupulus (European hop), 1732 nucleotides. RefSeq names its product pentatricopeptide repeat-containing protein At5g41170, mitochondrial-like. NCBI's taxonomy places the organism in Eukaryota, Viridiplantae, Streptophyta, Magnoliopsida, Rosales, Cannabaceae. Gene Ontology annotation, molecular function: protein binding. Bases 40 to 1515 code for a protein of 491 amino acids. The record is from RefSeq and is a predicted model, not a curated record. The transcript has a single exon.